Penicillium samsonianum is the source of this 2974-nucleotide messenger RNA. RefSeq names its product Rho family guanine nucleotide exchange factor CDC24. Gene Ontology annotation, cellular component: cytoplasm; division septum; mating projection tip. Gene Ontology annotation, molecular function: protein binding; guanyl-nucleotide exchange factor activity. NCBI's taxonomy places the organism in Eukaryota, Fungi, Ascomycota, Eurotiomycetes, Eurotiales, Aspergillaceae. The transcript is spliced from 4 exons. Gene Ontology annotation, biological process: establishment of cell polarity; septin ring organization. The record is from RefSeq and is a predicted model, not a curated record. Bases 25 to 2793 code for a protein of 922 amino acids.
AUCUGGCCCUCGAGGAAAUUCGAUAUGAUAGACUCUUCAGCCAUGAGCGGCGCUCCGGUCGCCGAGGACAACAUUAUCAACCGCCGCGGUGGAGAAUCGAUCUACCAGAGCUGCGUCAAUUUGAGGAGGCGGCUAUCCGAAGUUCCCAACUUCGAGUCAUACCUGCAAGAGAUGGACGAUGAUGAUCGCAUAAGAGGGAAUACAGAUCCGGUGGCUUCCCUGUGGAAUUGUCUCAGAAAUGGCUAUCCACUGUUGAGCAUUUAUAAUGCGUCUGGCCCUGAUGAGCCACUAGAAAUUGAUACUGGCAAGGUAACUGAGGCGAAGCGUCCCAAAGCGGCGACCUUCAAGUUCCUACAGGCCUGUUUACAAGAGCUGGCAUUCCCUCAACAAGAUUGCUUUUUGAUCACCGACCUUUACGGCGAGAGUACCACCGGAUUCAUCAAAGUGAUCAAGAUGGUCAAUCGCGUGGUGGACAUUCUCGAGAUGCAAGGUCAAUUAAAGCAAUCUGAAGUUCUAGUGGCUCCCUCCGCGAAGACCAAUGUGAAGCUUACCAAGCGAGAGCAUAUUCUCAAGGAACUUCUGGAGACGGAGCGUGACUAUGUUCAUCACCUGCAGAACCUCCAAGCGCUCAAGAAGGAACUGGAAGAGACGGGUGCUUUGACAGGCGAUGCGAGCCAUCAGAUUUUCCUCAACUUAAACAACCUACUAGACUUUGCCCAACGGUUCCUGAUUCGCAUGGAGCAGCAUUACGCCUUGCCAGAAGAAAUGCAGAAUUGGGGUCACCUUUUCUUCCUGCAUGAAGAUGCUUUCCGCCAGUAUGAGCCUUUCAUUGCCAACCAGAUGCGUUGUGACGAAGCUUGUAUGCAGGAAUGGGACAAAAUAAAAAAUGCGCCACGCCAUAUAGAUCUGCAACAAAUGGUCGCUCAGCCGAAAACGCUCAAUGGUUUCUUUGUGAAACCCUUCCAGCGUUUGACUCGAUACCCGCUAAUGCUCUUGGAGCUACGCAAACAAUUAGAAGACGAGCAACUCCAGGCCGAUAUCACACAUGCAGUCAAUUGUAUUCAGACUGUGUUGGACUUUGCUAACGAGGCAAUCCACAAAGAACAUUUGGCUGCGGCGGUAGUUGAUCUAUCUGAGCGCGUGGAUGACUGGAAAGCAUUGAAGAUGGAGUCAUUUGGAGAUCUCCUUCGAUUUGGCACUUUCCAAGUUGUCAAGGGAGACAGUGGAAAGGAUAGCGAGAGAGAGUACCAUAUAUAUCUCUUCGAGCGAAUACUCCUUUGUUGCAAAGAUAUCAACCCCAACAAGCAAAAGUCUAAGCUUAUGAUGCAGAAAGAUAAGCCGUCGUUGAAUGCGAAAGGAAAGGCUCGUCUUCAACUGAAGGGUCGAAUCUACAUGGCCAACGUCACAGAUAUUGUUUGUCUUCAAAAGCCCGGACUCUACCGCAUUCAGAUUUUCUGGAAAGGAGACCCUGGUGUUGUCGACAAUUUUAUCAUCCGAUAUGUAAACGAAGACACCAUGCGGAAUUGGUACAAGGACAUUGACACCCAACGGGCGAUCCAAGCAGAGCGACGCAAUUUGCGCAAUACUGGUACAUCCGACAGCGAGUUCACAUACAUGGAGGGCAUGGCGCACAUGCCUAACCCCUAUCAACAAGAGUAUGAUACCGAUGACGCCAACAACAAAGAUGCAUACCAUUCCGAAUUCCCCAUGAGCCGAAAUGCAUCCAGUACUAGUCUGAGAACCCGAUCUGCCACUGGUGGCAGCACCACCUCUGUUCCUCACCCUAACACCCGACCGCGCUAUGCGGGAACUGAUCCAACGCUUUCGGUGCACACUCAGUUCUCUGGCAACGGAAGCAUGUCCCCGGGUGAUCGAAACGUGAGCUCCUACUUUUCCCCCACGGCGGAGACUCCUUCCACGAGAUCGAGUUCUCAAUCCGCAGGAUUUUCCUUCAGCCGUCAGAAUACAAAUUCUACCACUCCAUCAUCAGCCUGGAAUGAGGAUUCCCUUCGCUACACAGCACCAGCGUUGUCUCGUGUAACAUCGCGAGAAGGGUCAACCUCUGGCGGAUAUUUCCCACCUCAGCCUAGUGGAAGAGGUGCUCAGCGUCCAUCAUUGCCUCCACUCUCGGGCCCGCAGGCUCACUCCGCAAAUGGCAUGGCCCAGCGGAUGCGAUCGGCUAGUAGCCCUGAUAUUCAUCACCACAAUAGCAAUUCUGAGUCACGGCGUUAUAUGGGAGUGCACACUAUGCAGACAGUCGACAAUGUCCCCGUGCCACCGAUUCCUGCACACAUGGCCAACAUGAAAGCCCCCGUCAACCGCAGCCAGAACGGUUCGCCCACCAACACUCAACUCCCCCUUCGUACCCAGCCCCAACUCCACACCACGCAUUUCAACGAGCCGGAAUAUAACGAUAGCCGCCAUUCUGGGCAACUCUCCGAUCAUGCCACAUCGCCCCUGACCCAAGAGCCAGAGGAUGGAGACUACAUGCCCACUCAACUCAAGGCUAAGGUGAAUUUUGACGACAACUAUGUCACGCUGGUCAUUGCGACCAACAUUUUGUUCCGUUCAUUGACGGACCGCGUGGAUGCCAAACUCGCUCGGUUCACCGAUCGAUCUAUCGGAAACAAGACCGUUCGACUGCGCUACCGCGAUGAAGAUGGUGAUUUCGUCACGAUUGAUAGCGACGAGGCGGUCCAGCUUGCUUUCAUGGAGUGGCGGGAACAACAUCGUGACAUGCUCGCCAAGGGCUUGGUGGGAGAGAUUCAACUCUACUGCCAGGUGGUCGAUUAGAUCAUUCGUUUUCUUUGCUUUCCCGCUCAUUCUUGACUUAAUACCUCCCUUGAUUCCCCCCCCCCCCCACGAGGAUCGCGUCGAUCCCCGUCUUUUCAACGCUUUGCAUCGCCUGUGGCGCUCGUUCUUCCUAUCCUGACCCUUAUUGUUCCAACUGGAUUGGCUUGGAACUGUUGAGCAG